Messenger RNA from Hyaloscypha bicolor E, 1070 nucleotides. RefSeq lists its product as uncharacterized. NCBI's taxonomy places the organism in Eukaryota, Fungi, Ascomycota, Leotiomycetes, Helotiales, Hyaloscyphaceae. Gene Ontology annotation, molecular function: protein binding. The transcript has a single exon. The coding region runs from base 96 to 860 and encodes 254 amino acids. The record is from RefSeq and is a predicted model, not a curated record.
CCAACAUGGAGAAGGCAAAUUUUGGAAAUCGGCCGAUCCUUCUGCGAAGCAACAGCCAAGUCUACUGCGCCCAAAACCCAAGGCGUUCCUGACAAAUGGGUUGCGGCAUUUGCCAGUGUUUCAAGGCGAAAGUCUCAGUCAAGGCAAGGCUGCCCUCUCACCAGCUCCGCUCCAGCAACGCCUCCACCUCAAAAUCGAACACGAACCCCGCAGCUGAUGCCUCUUCGAGCCAUUUGAGAGGAAAGGACUAUCUCACCGCCCUUCCUGCCGAGCUCCUCCUCAAGAUCAUCCCUCAUCUGCCUCUGCAGUCUUUCUUUUACUUAUCCCACACUUCAAGUUUCUUACGAUACUUUCUAACGACUCACGCUUCAACAAUCUGUAAUGAUGCUAUCAACUCCUAUUUCCCGAAGCAGGCUAAGAUCUUGGAAACCGAGAAGACAUUGGGCUGGCUUGUACCAACCCACGAGGAACUUCGACGAAGAGAAGAUUUCUUCUCAGAUUGUUUGGGGACUGAUCUGCGAGACCUCCGACUCUGUGAACACAACCCUAUCAAGAAGGUUCGCUGCGCGCCGUUUGAAAGCCUUACGGAUUUCCGCGACUUCCAAAUCAAGCUUAGCGAUCCUGGGCCGCAGUACCUAUUCUUUUUGCAGAAAGGGUUUCUGCAAACUGGUGUGUUGUAUUGGUAUCAUGAAGAACCGGUGUUCAUUUUCAGGAAGGAAUUCAACGACUUUAUGAGGGAGUUCAAUCGCAGGGUGACGUGUGGCCCUUGUGUCAAAGAUGGGAAGCUGGCGACUGCAAGGCUGGGUUUUCCCAAGGAAUUGAUUUGGUACUAUGGAUUAGGGCAAGAAGGGGAACCUUGAAGCCAUACUGUAUAACCGACUAUUAGAAGUUAGUUGGAACACUUUACUGCAUUACUAAGUAUUAGAAGCAAUUAUUCCUCGAGAACUUAUGAUAAGAGCUUGUAGGGCAAUAGGUGCCACAUCGUAACCCGUUUCAUCUUCUAGAACAAACUAAAACUGUGAAUCUUAAGCUGCCUACAUGUAAUCAUUUCGCGUCUCUAAAUGUCUUAG